Molecule: messenger RNA, 663 nt
Organism: Fragaria vesca subsp. vesca
Lineage: Eukaryota; Viridiplantae; Streptophyta; Magnoliopsida; Rosales; Rosaceae
Exons: 1
Coding region: 1-663 (220 amino acids)
Source: RefSeq, a predicted model, not a curated record
AUGGCAGAGGCCAUUCAUUUGCCUCCAUUGGUAUCCACAUUUGAUCUCCCAGGCUGCCAAAUUGAGUUCCAGAAGCGUCAUGAUGAGUUGAAGAAGCAGUACCCCUAUUAUGUCCGUAAGGUUAUAUUAUCAGCUGACCCGUCUUUGAAUCCAGAUAAUUAUGUGGUUGUGGCAAUCUACGACAUUUGUUGCAAGUUGGCUUUCAUUAGAGCAGGUCAAAGAGAUUGGACUUACCUCGAUGAACCAUAUAUGUUUUCUGAUGCUAUUUUCUACAGAAGUCAAAUCUAUGCAGUUGGUCAAGGGGGAAAAAUUGUAUUAUUGGAUGUCAACAGCAGUAAUGAUCCUUCACGACCGCCAAUAGCAAAACGACUUACACCUUUCGGACCAAUAUUACACCCUCAGUUCCCAUGCAAAGCUGAUAAGGCAUAUCUUGUUGUAUCAAGCAAUGGAGAAUUGCUGCACGUUCGAAGGUUUUUGACACGAAAGGAAGCAACUGAUCAAAAUGUGAGAAUAAUGAACAGUUUCGUGGUGUACAAGGCGUUAUUCGACGACAACAAUGGUUCAAUUGUGAAGCAAGAUGUUGUAGAAAGCAUUGGGGACGAUGCUUUGUUCUUGGGUGAUAAUCAUUCCAUGUCUGUUUUGGCUUCAAAUUUUCCUAGGUGA